Messenger RNA from Parnassius apollo (apollo), 378 nucleotides. NCBI's taxonomy places the organism in Eukaryota, Metazoa, Arthropoda, Insecta, Lepidoptera, Papilionidae. The record is from the annotation of a GenBank genome assembly.
AUGUCACAUAGAAGUCGAAGAAUUUUGGGUUUGGUUUUGAAAACUAAGGAGUCCCAUAGUGACCACACAUCCGCCAGCUUAUCGGAAUGCGUAAAACAAGAUACCUGUGAUAUUCCAAUGUUUCAGAAAAUAAGUCAAGAGAAUAUAGAAAAUAUUAACCCAUGCGAUACAGAAGUCGCGCAUGUAGUUGCUGAAACUGCCAGUUCCCAAAAAGUAGAAAAUGUCACUCAGUAUCAAUCAGUCAGUCAAACAAAACUUAAUCUUGUACCAAACUACGAUAGCGAAGGUACUUCUAACGAAGAUAAGCCACAAACCAGCACGUCAAAGCAGGUCGCAAAAGGCGGAAACGUCCAGAAAACUGGAGACAAAACCGAAUGA